Clarias gariepinus (North African catfish) is the source of this 4981-nucleotide messenger RNA. RefSeq lists its product as uncharacterized. The transcript has 25 exons. Lineage: Eukaryota; Metazoa; Chordata; Actinopteri; Siluriformes; Clariidae. Bases 118 to 4212 code for a protein of 1364 amino acids. The record is from RefSeq and is a predicted model, not a curated record.
UGUUGGGUGUGUGACACACUGACAGUUCUGUGUCAGUCCGGUUACCCGUAGUAGUAAUAAUAAUAAUAAUAAUAAUAAGAUAAUAAUAACAAUAAGAGUGUAUUAUCUGAAGGAUUAAUGGAUUCGUAUAAACGCUUCAGCGACGCGGACUACAGGAACUGGCUGCAGGCGGCGGAGAGUCUGUACAUACUGCGGAGUCUCAUUCGCGACUUUGUGGAAAACGAAACCGAAAAAUAUCACAAGUCUCUCCAGGAAAAACUAAAGGACGACGUUUGCCAACAUAAUUGUAGUCUCCAUAAAUGGAGAAAACCGAACAAGUUUCCAAUUUGUAAUAAUUGUGAGAAGUGGAAAGAUGAAAUCUUGAACAACCACAAUCAUAAAGGUAUUGACAUACCAUGGAGCAACUGCCAGUCAUACCGGUGGCCUACAGACAAGUGGGAAGUGGCCAAGGUUUAUAUGCUACGUGGAAUAAAAAACCAUCACAGUUUUGACCAGCUCGACAUCUCUUCCAUUCUAAACUUCAUGAAUCACUGCAAGCACUUUAAAGGCUUUGCAAAUGGGCAGCAACUCACCAAGGUCAUCAAUGUGAGAAACAGCGUGAUGCAUUCCCCUGACUUUAGGUUCAGCAAAAAGGAGCUGGAUGACAGUAUAAAGAAUGUUCUGGAGCUGGCUAAGAGUCUCGAGAAUUGUGUACCUGACCUUAAAACAAUAUCAAAAAAUAUACAACAGUUUAAGAACAUUUUGAAGAAGUGUAGUGAACAGGGUUCCCAGAAUAUAGAAGACAGCAAGGAGGAAACUCUAAAGCUGCUAGACAGAGAGCAGCAGGCCAUGAAGGAGAAGAUUGAGUACCUGGCACAACGCUGUGAAGAAGAUCAAGACGCUGAGCUUAAAAAUGAGCUGCAAGGCAUGAAAGAUUUUCUGGACCAAAACAAAGAUUUGCUGGAGAAUUUGCGCCCUCAAGUAAACCGGUUGAAUGAAAUACAAGAGAAGGUCGAGAAGCAUGAGGAGGAUAUCAACAAACUAGCUAACAUAGUGGACCGGCUUGUUGCACCUGACCCAGUGUUCAGUGGUGAUGUACUUAAGUUCAAGAAUCACGUGUUUGAAGAGGCCCGAAAAAGAAACAUGCCAGAGCCUGAAUUUACAGAGGAAACUGAAACUAGUGGUUACAGGGGUAGUGUAAAAGUGAACGGACGUACAUUUCAAGGUUCCCAGGUUUGUAUUAACAAAAAAACAGCCCACCAAGAGGUUGCUAAGAUAGCACUGGAAUACAUGAAAGAUCACCCUGAGUGGAAAGUAGAGACAUCUGAAAUCACUUCAAAGGUAUCCGAAUCUACAUCAUCCUCAGCCUCCAUCUUUUACGGUGUUGUGACGGUGGUCCUCAACAACCAAGAGGUUGUCUCUGAUAAAUGUGUUCAAGAGAAGGAAGCCAUUGAAUCAGCUUACAGGAAACUAGCCAAUCAGUUUGGCCUGACUUCUUUAGAAGGUAUUAAUUUUAGGGCAGCACUCCUGGAGCACUUUAAGAAGUGUAAUUUCCCACCACCAGUGGAAUCCCCUUUUUACCAAGAUGAUAAGAGCUUGUGCAAGCUUAUGCUAAGUGGCCCUUUCACCUUUUAUGACGAAGAUGGAUCCUUAAAGAAGAAGCAGGCAGAACAGCAGGCAGCUAAGGUUGCCCUGCAAAGUUUGUCAGGGCUCUUAAACUGCAGGUCUCUGGCUAAUGCUGGUGACAAUUGGAAAGGAUUUCUUAAGGAAUGUCUCGAUGCCAUUAAUCUGCCGCAACCUGACUAUGCUUUUACAAAAGGCAAAGUAUGCACCAGUCAAGAAGCAGAGGUUCCCACUACUGGUGAAGACAAUUCGCAGAUAUCUACUACAAAGGAAAUUAUCAAGAAUGACAGCCUUCAAGCUAAAAAUCUGGUCAAUGUGGUGCAGGAUCUACCCACAGUAGAUACAGUCAGUGCUGUUUUUGAGACAAAAACACUGGACUCCAGUCCACCAGACAUGACCAGCCAAGCCCACACAAUGUCUUCUACAGUGUAUUAUGGUAUUGUGACUGUGGACCUCCACAACCAAGAGGUUAUGUCCGAUGGGUUUGUCCAAACGGACGAAGCCAUUGACGCAGCUUACAAGAAACUAGCCUGUCAGUUUGGUCUGAGUUCUCUUGAAGGUAAAGCAGCAGUUCUGAAGCAUUUUUGCAGAUAUAAUUUUCCACCACCAUUGGAACUCACAAUUUGUAAGGAUGAUAAAACCUUCUGCAAACUCCAACUCUGUGGGCCUUUUAAAUUCUCUGACAAAGAUGGGUCUUCAAAGAAGAAACUGGCAGAACAACAGGCCGCUAAGGUUGCCUUGCGACAUUUGUCUGGACUCUUUAACUGGAGUUUUCAGGCCGAAGCUGGCAAAAACUACAUAGGUUUUCUAAAAGAACGUCUAGAAGCCAACGGUUUGAAGAAACCUGAAUACAGUUUUACAACAAACAGAGAAGAUGUCGCUGUAGAACUUGAGAGUUCCUCUACAAAUGAUGAAAAGUCAUGCUUACCAACCCCACAUGCAAUUAGCAAGAAUGAUAGCCUUCUGUCCAACAGCAGCGUGACUGUGGUCCAAGAUCCACCUACAGCAAGCACAGGCAAUGUUGUUGACUAUCAGGAGAUGGAAACACUAGACUCCAGUUCUCCAGAGAUGCCCAGUCAGACCCCCAAAAUGAAUUCUAUAGGAUCUAUGCAUUAUGGUAUUGUGACUGUAGUCCUCAACAAACAAGAGGUUGUGUCUGAAGCAUGUGCUCAAGAGGAGAAAGCCAUUGACUCUGCUUACAGGAAACUAGCCUGUCAGUUUGGCCUGACUUCACAUGAAGGUAAAGCAGAAGUGCUGAAGUAUUUUCAUGGAUGUAAUUUCCCACAACCAUCCGAAAUCCUAGUUCGUGAGAACGAUAAAAUCUCCUGCAAACUCCAGCUCACUGGGGAUUUCACAUUUUACGACAAAGAUGGCUCUUCAAAGAAGCAACAGGCAGAACAACUGGCAGCUAAGGUUGCCCUGCAACAAUUGUCAGGACUCCUCAACUACAGUUUUGAGGCUGAAGCUGGCAAAAACUACAAAGGUAUUCUGAAGGAAUGUCUGGAUGCUCUUCAACUCGAAAAUCCUGUUUACAAAUGUAAAGUAAAGCGAGAAGCCAGUAAAGAAGUAGAGAGUCCAAGCACAAGUGGAGAUAAUUCACACUCAUCCUGCAAGACAGCCAUCAGCAAGACAUUUUGUCUUCAACCAAACGACAGUGCCAAUCAGGAGUGCCUGGAGCCAAAAACCCAGGAUGCAAUCCCUUCUAACAAAUCCAGCAUAUCUGACCCCGCAUUUGAUUAUUUAGCCAUCAGGACACUUUUACAAUUGUAUAAUCUCAAGCCUCCAUCUGUAACAGUAGAACGCCUCCACACUGAGACGAUUUUAAGCUGUCAGGUCGACAUAAACUUGGACGAAUUCACGUUUCAAAACAACAAUGACUACACUGUCAAGAAAGAUGCCAUUCGUAAAACCUAUUUUUUGCUUGGGAAUGCACUGGGAAUUGCUGAAUUAGAUGAAAACAACGCUUCCAUGCUGGUAAAACAAACGUUUUCCCAGAAGUCUCUCCCACAUCCUAGGGAAGACUUUGAAGAUAAGAAGUGCACCCUUUAUGGUAUAAAAUACAAUGUACUCUAUGAUGGAAAAGGCUUGACUGAGGCAGAGGCAAAACAGGAUGCUCUGCAGAAAGCUCUGGAUGCUCUAACCUUGCUCUUUGGGUUCAAGUCCUUGCCAAAAUGUACCACAGUUGAGAAAACAGAGGAUCAGAUUAAUACCUUACUCAGAACAAAAGGUCAAAAAGAACUCAGUUAUUCACAUAGACGUACCGGGUAUAAAAGCUCAAUCGAGCUCAUGUUCAACAAUUACAGCAUGGAGAGCACACGGGAAAAGAAGAAAAAAGAAAAUGCCAAUUAUCUCAGUAGAUGCAUUUUGGGCCUGCUAGCAGUGGAGACAGAACCGAACACUGUAUCAUUAAGAAACUGUCUAGAUGAAUGGUUUAAACAGAGGAACCUGGUGCAGCCUGUGUUUGAGAACGUGGGGGAGGCUCGUGGAGUGAAAGUCACGUUUUCUGUCAGAGUUUCCUGCUCAAAUCCAAACUAUGAAGACAGUGUGGAAGUUGCAGAAAACAAGUUGGCCGAGGAACUGAAGAAAAGGUUGAAUCAUCUGACUGAUUAAGAUGAGGAGUAUUAUGAGAUUUGCUAUGCAGAUUUUUUUUUCAUAUGCCAAUGUAUAAUUUUCCAAGGUAACAUUAUUUUAUUGCUGACACUUUAUAAGCCUUAUGUAUUAAUUACAAAAUAGUCUGUGACCUUAAAAUUACCCAGUUAUUUAUUAUCCUGACCAUCAGCUAUCAAUACAUGUAGAAUGUCACCCCAUUUUUAAAGACAUCUGUUGUGAAACGGUUCCUUUACAAAAUCAUUUGGACGGAUCUGUUCUUUGAUGAUGUAUUUCAGUAUGACCUCAUAUGCUGCUUUUUAGUCUGACCUACAUUUUCAUGGUAAGUAGGUUGUUGCCUUGUCAUGAAAAUGUUUUUUAUAAACCAACAAACAUUUGCUGAAAUGCUUAAUAAUUAGGGUAGUAUGUAAAUUUUUUUAAAUUAGCAAUAAUCUAAAGUUCAUUUUUAUCAGGGUUAAAUAGGAGCUAGAAACCUCUACAGUUCACCUUUGUAUAAUGUAUGAACUGCUAUAAUGUACUUUAGUCGUGUCUAAAUUUAAAAAAUAGUUAAAUGAGCUCUUUGUACGUAACGAAAAAAAUGCAGCCAGGGAUUUCUGUCAAUUGGCUUUCCGCGAGUAAAUGGUCUGACUGCAAAACUUGAUAAGUGCCAUUUUUUAGACUUUUAAUUAAUCUUGCAAAUUAUUUUUCUCAGACACUCAAAACAUGAUGUACAGUGGAACCUUGGAUUAUGAGCAUAAUUCGUUCUGGAAGUGGGCUCGUUUUCCAAAACACU